Messenger RNA from Medioppia subpectinata, 1377 nucleotides. NCBI's taxonomy places the organism in Eukaryota, Metazoa, Arthropoda, Arachnida, Sarcoptiformes, Oppiidae. The record is from the annotation of a GenBank genome assembly.
GGGACCAGUUGUGCGCAUCCGCUCUCUUCACCACUUCAUCCAAAAUGGCUUUGAAUUGAUUGACAGGACAUCACAAUCACUGCGAAGACAAUUGAUGGCCACAAAUGGCUGUCUUUCUCCUGAAUACGUGUAAAUUCAACUCUUGUGGCAUCACUUUCGCCACUCUUACUGAACUGAUCCGACACAUCGAAGACACACAUCUCGACUUUGAUCCGCGAGUGAUUGAAGAGCACGAAUCACAACAGCCCUCAUGUCUUCCAAUCAGUUAUAUCCUGAGAGUCUUUGCGGACAAAUGUCGAAAAGAGUCGGUGAAUGGGAGCCACAGUCAGCCCCGGAAAGGGAUCCGUUCGCACUCUCCGGCCCUCUCUCUGUCCAGCACUACACCGACCGGUAGUGAAAUGGACGAAGAAGACAACGGAACCGAUUCGGGUGAGAGUAGUAUUGAUUCGUGGGUUAAUAAUACUGUGGACAACGACUCGGCGAAUGUUAUACUCAAAAUAAUGAGUCCGACUUCGGGGCAGACAAACGGUAAUCAGUCUCAAGAAGAUAAGGACAGGCCUUAUGUGUGCUCUCACGCCAACUGCACCAAGAGAUACCGCAAUUCAAACGGAUUAAAGUCUCACACGAGGAAUAUUCACAGAACUAAUCCAAUUGCUCACAAACCCAAGGAUCACAUCAUCAGUCAAACGGCACCAAAAGAGUACAAAUGCGCCGAUUGUAGCAAAGUUUAUAAGACAUCCCACGGUUUGAAACAUCACCGAAACACUCAUCACUCAAACAUACAAACCGUUCCCAAAACCCAAACUCAGGCGCAGACACAGACUCUGAGCCAAUUGUCCGCUCACUUGUCACCGACAGUUCAAACACAGACCACUCAGACCUCGAGUUCAGUACAAACGACCGCCACUUUCAUCGGUAAGAGUGCUCUCAUUAGUGGCCAAUCGGCCAAAGAUAUGUUGGCCACUAUUGUCCGCUGCAGACCGGCCUCUGGUGUCCCGACCAGAGCCGACGCAAUGCCAGUAAUGCUUACAUUACAGCCCGAGAGUGACAGCAAAGUGUCGGAAAUCAAGUCGUCCUCAAAGGAUGACAAGAAGGCCGUCAACAACAACAACGAAAACGGUGUCAAAUGUCCGGCCAUUGCGGCGCCGACUCUUCAGCAACACUUACUCAGUCCUAUCGUCGGAAAGCCUGCGAUUAGUGUCACAAAAAUACUUUAAUUGUUUUUCGAGGAAUCAAAUGAAGCCAUCAAUACAUUAAUCAUUGAAUCUUAAUUGUAGUCAAAUCUAGUCGUUGAUUGAAACUCAUUACAAAUUACAUUUACCUCUUAAUUAUAGUCACUAUCAUAUAUAGUGUACAGUAUUAUAAUUUUGUUCAUUA